UGUACCUGUACCUACAACAUAGGGAGAGAGGUGUGUGCACAUAAAACAAGUUGAAGGGAACAGGGGGUUUGGAUUUUGUCCUCAUCCUCAAGGUGUGAGAGGCACCCUUCCGAAGGUCCUGCCUGGCAGUGCCUCCUUGAAGACUGGGCGGCUCUCGGUGACGGUGACGGUGACGCCGGGCAGGGCUGGGUGUGUCGUGGGAGGAUGUUCAGCCUGCCUCUUUCCUGGGAAGCUGAUCUCAAGCGGAGGCCCUUCCUGUCCUGAUGACAGCGACCUGAUGUCUUUCCCCAGCUAUGUGGCCAGCGACAUGGAAGAGGACAACCAGGCCCCCAAACAAGCCAUCUUUUCGUUCCUCUAUGGAAAGAACCGCUCCCAGCGUCCCUUGUUCCACAAACUGCGUUCCCAGUUCAUCCGUUCCAUGGGCUGGAAGACGAGGGUCACUCGGGAAGAGUGCGAGCAGAUCCAGGCUUUUGAUCCAGAGCUCUGGGUGUGGGGAAGAGAUCGCACCCUCUUGCCCCAGGGGCCCCAGGAGCACGCAGGCCUCAAGUCAUCGGCCUGCGCAAAGAUCACAGAGCCCAGGAGAGAUGAGGAUGUUCAACACGAGGGCACUCCAGACAGUGAUGACAGCUGUGAGGAAGGAAGGGAGAAAGCCUCUUGUGCAGAGAAUCGCGAAGAACCCAGCAACUUCUAGAAUGAGCUGAGAAGAGUCUUCAUAUCAUACUCCUAGGAGCGGGGCAUGCUUCUAGGAGUCUGUGGCAGGACAAUAAGAAAACAGGGUUUUCUCAGA
Orcinus orca (killer whale) is the source of this 787-nucleotide messenger RNA. Its product is annotated as speedy protein E4A-like. Gene Ontology annotation, biological process: positive regulation of cyclin-dependent protein serine/threonine kinase activity. Gene Ontology annotation, molecular function: protein kinase binding. NCBI's taxonomy places the organism in Eukaryota, Metazoa, Chordata, Mammalia, Artiodactyla, Delphinidae. The transcript is spliced from 3 exons. The coding region runs from base 278 to 691 and encodes 137 amino acids. The record is from RefSeq and is a predicted model, not a curated record.